GAGGGUCUCGGGCGAGAAGCCCACGGAACACAAGGCCUGGAGGAAAUGGGCGCGGGCGUGGAUCAAGUCCAAGACUAUCAACGAGGAUGCUCGAGGUUCGGCCUUGAUAACCCUCCUGACCGGCGCGGCCUGCAGGGCCAUCGAGGACGUCGAGGACGAUCUCAUCGAGCAAGCUGGCGGAGACGGCGUGAUCUUCGCCAUCCUGGACGACAGGUACCCCGACCUCCCGGCUUCGGACAAGCUCGGCGAGGUGAUGCAUGCUUGCCUGACGCUCAAGACCCACAAGCAUGAGGAGGCCAACGCCUACACGGCCCGGGCCCGGGCCAUCUUCGCCGACGCCGAGCGCGAGGGCUGCCACCUGGACUCGGAGAAGGAGGCGGUCGUCGUGGCCGCGGCCCAUGGCUCCUGGCGGGAGCCCGAGGUCGCGAGGGCUCUGAGGACUACGUGCCGGGCGGGCCUCGGGAGGAUGGCCACGGGCAGUCAUGGUCACCACAAGGCCUUCGUGGCCGAGCAGGAGAUCGACGACGAUGAGACCAUCGAGGGUGACGACUGCGACCCGGAGUGCGAAGCGCUACUGGCCGACCACGGAGUACAAGACGAUGCCGACCCACCUGUUGACGAGCGAGACCUCAUCGACGCCUUGAUCUCUUGGAAGGAGCAGCGGAAACUACGCGGGAAGGUCAAGCUGGGUCCUGGUUUCGUGGAGCCGAACCUAGAGGCGUAUCGUCCGAGAGUGAGCUGCCACAACUGCAAGAAGAUUAGUCACUCCCAGAAGAACUGCAAGGAGCCUCGUAGAUCCACGGCAGGUCACGCGAUCCUCGACUUGGGCUGCGCCAAGGACAUGGUGGGCACGGAGACCUUCGAGCGGCACUGCCAACGACUACGACAAGAUCAUGGGCUACAGCCUGUGCACCUAUCCGACGCCCUGCAGGUAUCCUUUCGUUGCGGCAACGACGGCAGCCAGUCGUCAGUGGGCGAGGUGCUGUUGCCAGGCGGGGUCCUGGGCAAGAACGCGGUUACGAAGUGGUCUGUGGUGCCGGGCUCGGCGCCCCCCCUCAUGUCCAAGCAGCAGAUCAAGGCCAUUAAGUCCCAGAUCGACACCUCCAAGGACACGGUUACCAUUGGCGACUUGCCGGGGUGUCGACUUCCAACAGGAGCUGGUGGCCACUACGUUCUUUCCCUCACCGAGUUCGACCCCAAGGGCUUCAGCGACGACCUGCACCCGAUGAUCAGCGAUCCAGAGGUCACCAUCUACAUGACGGUCGCCGCGACAGAGAAGCAGCCGAACGUGAUCCCUGCCCCCGAAGGGUCAGCGGGCGACAUCGAGGACAUGCCCGUGUGCGACAGGGACCUAGAGCAGAAGGUCAGCGAGCUCGAGGAGGCACGCCCUCCAUCGGGCGAUGCCACUGGUCAGCUCACCCGCCGACAGCGACGACGAUUGGUGAUGGACAUCGCUGCAGUCACCGCGCAGCUACGACGCGCUGGCCUCUUCGAGCUGUUCAGCCCCGAGCGGGUGGGCCCGAAGGCUGAGCUCAAGGGUCUGGGCCCGACGAAGGCCCUGGAUCUGACCACCGGCUGGUCGGCGCAGUCGUGGAACGAGCCCGCGAUGAUCAAGCUCAUGUGUCAGGACCGCGUGUACGAGGCAGUUGGCCAUGGUUGUCAAUAUGGUGAUCACGAUGUGGUCAGUUGCAAGCCCUACCGCAAGGCCUUCAGGUUCAUUACUUCGAGUCCGGCGUUGGCUCAGGCCUCGUCUCGGCGAUGCCCAGGCGACCACCACCACGAGGCGAUCCAAGGAGGAGCUGGAGGUGAACUACGGAGUGCAGCCUCUCAGUGCUACCCUCCUGAAUUGGUUCGUGCCAUCGUGAACGGGAUGUCCAAGGAGAUGUCAGUCCUGGUUUCCGAGGUGGAGGUCGAGGAGUCGCUGCAGGCGAGGGCCGUGCUCUGGCAGGGCUUGGUCGAGGUUCACACUCACGAGUCUCUCAUGACGGAGGUGUUCGCCGCGUCCAAGAGGCGCAAGAAGGCUGACCAGGACGUGGAGGAGCCGCCGGAGUCCCAAGGUGAAGCUCGAGAUCGACGACAGAAGCUGGAAACGGCGGUUCGCACGAUACAUGUCAUACUUGCCAAUCCUGCGGUUGGUGACCUGGUCCGCGUCCUCAAGCAUAGCAACGCGACCGAGGAGGCCAUCGCCAUCGCACGGGACUUCAAGUGUGACGUCUGCGAGCAGAACCGAGCUCCCAAGAAGGCCUGGGACGUGGGCUGGCGAAGGCCCUACGGCGCACCAGUCAGGGCCAAGUGUGACUCGGCCCGGGCCAACACCGGUGCCAUCAUGUCCGAGGUGCUGGAGUGCGACGCCGUGGACUUCGACGUCACCCCAGGUGAAGCUCACUGGUUACUCGGAAAGGCUGAAAGACAUGGCUCCUGGUUCGCCAACAUCCUGAGCAAGGUGAUCGAGACCGUCCAGCCGAAGAACCCUCAGGAGUGGGAGCAAUGCGUCGGUGCGGUCUGUGAUCAGAAGAACCGCCUCUUGAGGAAGCAUGGGCACAGCCCAUGCCAGCAUGUGUUCGGACGUGAUCCUCCUCUCCCGGCCGACCUUCUCAAGGACUCACCGGACAUUGUUGCGAACAGCUUGGGGCUGCACAGCGACGGCUACCAGCGGACUACUGCUGUUCGAGCUGCCGCCCGUAUGGCUGUUCUGAUGUACAGCGACGAUGAGGCCAUGAGGAGAACGGUCACUAUUGGUUAUCACACGCAGGGACCCUUAUUCGAGCGGCUCCCGAACACCUUCGACAUGCAACCCGAGAAGAGGAAUGGGCAGACUGGCAUGUGCGUCAAGAGUUCAAGGCCGCUCACGAAAAGUUUAAAGGAAAGCAAGGCAACUCGGUCUACGUGGACCUACCUGCUGAGAAUCAAGGACAGGCUCCGGCUCCACUUGGCGAAGGUCGUGUCAUUGUGGUGCCGGCACCUCUGCCUGCCGGUCCUGAGCCUGCUCCAACCUCCCGAGCGCGCUCUCCUUCCUGGGCAGGCUCCACCUCCUGAGCCCGCUCUACUUGAGGAUCGGCCCCUGCCUGACGCUGGGCCGCCUGGCGAUGUACCAGCUCCGGCUCUUGAAGACACCAGCCUCGAGGUGGACCAGGCCGUCAAGAGAACGGUCGACGAGUUGCAAGAUCCAAGUCUGGUCGCACGACGUGUGUUCGACAUUGAGGGCAAGCCCCUGAAACGCCUGAGGGAGAAGACGGCGGUCACGACAGAGGGUACCUCAUCAUCGUCUGCAUCUGGUCAGGCUGCCGCGCCUGCUGUACAACCUGCCGUCCAGGAACCUCCGACUCGGCCAGACGACGCUCCAGACUCGUUCACGAACCUUCGGCAAGCGCUCUUGGACCCCGACCCGGAGCAUGACGAGUUGGUGGUGGGGGCUGAGAUGGAGGGUCAGGAGAUCACCGAGAAGCUUCGACCCUAUCUGAUCGAGGAGAUCCUGAAAGCCAAGAAGACAGAGUGGCAGACCGUGGACCAGGAGAAGCAUGCCGUACGUGUGUGCAGCUUGAAGGAGUCAGGCGAGAUCACGCGGACCCGACCCGACCGGCUUGCUGACACGCGCUUCGUCCUGACCAUCGAGUACGACCCCGACGGCAAGGAGCUGGUGAAGGCUCGUUGGGUUGCCAGAGGCUUCAAGGACCCGGACGCUCUCAAGCUUGUCUACUGGAACAAGACAGCCGCAACCACG
Prorocentrum cordatum is the source of this 3721-nucleotide messenger RNA. Lineage: Eukaryota; Dinophyceae; Prorocentrales; Prorocentraceae. The record is from the annotation of a GenBank genome assembly.